UAAAUAAUUUCCCAAAUUCUGAUUUCUGCAUAAUUAGUGAAUACCAUUUCUUCUUCCUUAAAAAUUGAGAAAUAAUUUUGAAUUAUCUGAUGAUUUGACAAGAGUUAUAGUGAGAUCUACAGUUCAAUUCAUCAAUGGAGGGCUAUGUGUGGGCAAUAGCCGCUGGGUUCAACGCAGCUCUUGCAGCCAUCUCUGCCAAAUUCUUCACCUCCCAGCUCAUCAAAUAUGGUUGUGUCAUAUUAUUCAAUGUCACAAUGUGGGGAUGCUAUGUCAAUAGCCUUAAAGCUCUAUCAUCUCUACAAGCUACUGUGACUAACUUUGCAACCAACUUUUUAUCAUCUGGAUUGGCUGGAUUUUUGCUUUUUCGGGAGCCACUACCAAUCCAGUGGUUUGCAGGCGCCUCCCUUAUCGUGCUUGGAGUUAUUGUUUUGAGCAAGUCAAGCAUAGAGAAGAAAACUCAUACAAGUUAGAUUUAGAGAAGGUGUGAGCCAAAUAUUAGAUGUAGAUUUUAAUGGCCUUAACAUGAACUAUUGUUAAAAUUCAUGUCUCAAAAUCAGUUUAUUAUGCAUUAUUGUGGCUAUGUUGAUAUAAUUGUUGUUCUUGUAAUAUUGCAAUACUGGGACUCUCUCCAUGUUGUACGACUCUACGUGAUCGUGAUGUCACUAAGUGAAAUUACGUUGAAUAUGUCAUUAUUAGUACUUAGUCCUAAUUUCUAUUUGAGGACUGCUUUAAAAUUGGUUCUUUAA
Molecule: messenger RNA, 746 nt
Organism: Solanum pennellii
Lineage: Eukaryota; Viridiplantae; Streptophyta; Magnoliopsida; Solanales; Solanaceae
Exons: 3
Coding region: 135-470 (111 amino acids)
Source: RefSeq, a predicted model, not a curated record